Messenger RNA from Cottoperca gobio, 2196 nucleotides. It is a transcript of the gene plp1a, whose product is annotated as proteolipid protein 1a. Gene Ontology annotation, biological process: central nervous system myelination; axon development. Gene Ontology annotation, molecular function: structural constituent of myelin sheath. Gene Ontology annotation, cellular component: plasma membrane; myelin sheath. The coding region runs from base 142 to 879 and encodes 245 amino acids. The record is from RefSeq and is a predicted model, not a curated record. The transcript is spliced from 7 exons. Lineage: Eukaryota; Metazoa; Chordata; Actinopteri; Perciformes; Bovichtidae.
UCUGUCCAUUGUUGGGGAACAGAAAGCGAGUUGAGGUUGAUAUACGGGGGCCGGAGACCAGUUGCGCAUAUCAUCAGCGGACCAGCUGCAGUGCAGGCAGCAAGCAGUAGCCAACAAGUCCUCGAACACAUCCUUCCAGACAUGGGUUGCUAUGACUGCUGUAUGCGCUGUUUGGGUGGGGUGCCGUACUGCUCCCUGGUCGCCACACUGCUGUGUUUCUCUGGCAUUGCCCUCUUCUGUGGUUGUGGGCACCAAGCACUCACAGAGACGGAGAGACUCAUCGAGACUUACUUUGCCCGUAACCUCCAGGACUACAUCACUCUUGCCUACAUCAUCCAAUAUUUCCAGUAUGUCAUCUAUGGGUUGGCCUCCUUUUUCUUCCUCUACUGCAUCAUGCUGUUGGCUGAGGGCUUCUACACCACAAGCGCUGCCAAGCAAACCUUUGGAGAGUUCAGGAGCACCAUGUGUGGCCGCUGCCUCAGCUCCUCGUUUAUAGUGAUGACGUACGUACUAGCUGUGCUGUGGCUGCUGGUGUUUGCCUUCUCGGCACUGCCUGUCUACUUCUUCUACAACAUGGAUGCAACCUGCCACACCAUUGAUGUUUUGACUGAGACCCCAGCGAGCAUCAACCAGCUCUGUGUUGAUGCAAGGCAAUAUGGGCUCCUGCCAUGGAAUGCAGUGCCAGGGAAAGCUUGUGGCAUGACUCUGUCUAAUGUUUGCAAGACCAGAGAGUACCGAAUGACCUAUGACCUCUACAUUGCUGCCUUCGCUGGUGCGGGCAUCACUCUCUUGGCUCUGCUGACCUAUACUGUCUCAACCACCUAUAACUUUGCGGUUCUUCGGUAUCUGGGGAGGAAGGGCAUAGGGGCACGGUGUUAGGCUCACCAGCUUCCUGUCUGCUCUGUCACUACUUCACCAUCAACAUGGGGAUCUAAAGGGACGGCAACAAUUAUCUUCUUCCACAUCAUCUGCACAGAACUACCUGUGGUCACAGACUCUUAAAAAUGUUGUCUUUAUAUUUUUACCUUUCUUGUUGGGAAGAAUGUUAUUUUGUUUUAUUGUAUGUAUGUAUGUUAGGUUUAUCUACUGCUUUUACAUGCAGUAAGUCUUAUUUCAGUAUUUCCUAUUUCCUGUCACCAAAAUAUUUGUAAAUUAUUGCCGCUUGCUGAGGUUAGUGUCUAAAAUUAAUUUCUGCUUCCCGUUGCACUCAAAAUACAAAUAACACGCCACUAAUUAAUUAACAUGUGUAAGAAAUAACCAGCAAUUUGCAACACAUGUGCUGCGAGAAUGCAGCUGUUGCCGAGAAUAGGGAUUAUAGGUUACCAUGGCUACCAUGCUUCACAUCUGGUUGCCGUGGUGGCAGACAAGCAUGCAUUUGCAGUCUCAUGCUGACCUCAGGACUUUUCUCACGGGCUGGAGAAAAGCCUCAACAAUGGAGUCAUGGCCGUUUUAAAAACCAGCCAAUAAGGAGCCAGUUGUGAGGGCCACCUGCGCUCCGAGUCUCUGCCAAGGGUUAUAUCACAUGUCAAGGGAGAGGGUCCUGCAGACAAAGAGAGGGUUAGACCUCUCUAAAGCCUCAAUUCAACUCUUCUGGGAUCUCACACACACACACACACACACACUGCUGUAUGACCCCCACCUCCCUCGAGACACACACACACUGCCGCAUGACCCCAACCUCCCUCGGAAUAAUUGCAGUGAUGGAUUCAGAGUGAAGGAAUUUUAAUUAUUUUUGAAUAGUUUCUUUCUUACAAAGGGACAUUCUUGUUUAGUUCUGAUCUAGAAAGGUCUGAAAUUGUUUCUCAUUUUGAGAUGGCAAAAGCACUAGGUGCUAACUUAUCGAGUGACCUCAUAUUAUUUGACCUAAAGCACAUUGUUGAGGUGUGGCUCGCCCUGCUGUUAAUGCAUGACUGAGGUACUUUUAUAGAGAUAGGACAGCUUUGUUUUGACUAUAAUUCUUUAGGAAUUUUGUUGUAGUUAUUGUAUAACACACCUUUAUUUUUUACUUACUUUAGCUGAUUUUACUACUAAUUGUACCCUUUAGGUCUUACUAACAAAACUUUUUGCAGCGUAAUAAGUAGAUUAUUCCAUUUUGUGUAAACAUUACCCAGCUGUGAAUGAUGGCAGCUGGCUGUUUGAUAAAAAGACAUUUUUUUGUGUUGGUAAAAUGUGAUAAUAAAAAUAAUAUUAUUUGAA